Molecule: messenger RNA, 669 nt
Organism: Drosophila takahashii
Lineage: Eukaryota; Metazoa; Arthropoda; Insecta; Diptera; Drosophilidae
Gene: E(spl)m4-BFM
Product: Enhancer of split m4, Bearded family member
Biological process (GO): sensory organ development; Notch signaling pathway
Source: RefSeq, a predicted model, not a curated record
AUGUGCCAGAACAAGAGCAACACCAACUCCAACACCAUGACCAUCAAGUCGAACAAGAAGCUGUCCUACAGCGUCAAGAAACUCCUCCAGAAGAUCUUCAAGCAGCGCGUCGAGGAGGAGGAGCAGAACCUCAAGAACACCCUCAAGGCCAACUCCCUGGAGUCUUUGGAAUCCAUGGAGAACAGCCGCAACGCCGAUCUGGAAUCCGCUUCAAUCUGCGCCUCCGUCGAGUCCUGCGAAAACGAGGCCAACGAGCGCUUGUCCCAGUCCUGCGACAUGGAGGACUACGAUCUCGAGCAACUGCCCACCGUUCCCGUUCACUUCGUCCGCACCGCCCACGGCACCUUCUUCUGGACCGCCGUCUCCGAUCUGCCAGCCGACAACGACCUCAUCGAGCCCCUCUACUGCAGCACCGCCAACGAGAUCGCCAUCCCCCAGGAUCGUUGGGUUCAGGCCUAAGAAAUCAUCUGAAUCAUCAUCCUGCAUCAUCUAGCAACCAUGUCUUCCAUUGGAUCUCCAGCUUUAAUCAACGUCUUCCGUUAAUUUUUGACCACAUUCCACAAAAAUUAACAUGCAAGCCGAUCAACUCAGCUUUACAAAAAUUGUGAUACAUUUUACUUAACAUUUACAAAAAAAACAAAUCAAAAUAUAUAUACAAUUUAAAAGAAA